UUUCACUGUACUUUGUUUGACCCCCAAAAAGUACUGUGUUAAAAAGGCAAAAAAACCAAACUAAAGUUCGCCGGGAAGCGAAAUCGUCAUCUUCCCUGUUUUGCUGUUUAGUCUGCAAGAGAAAUUUCAGAUUCCGGCGGAGAAAGCUAUAACGAUUCUUCAAUGGAUCCCACUUCUUCUUCUUCCUCUGCUCUUAGAUGGAAAAUUCUUCGCCAAGCGCUUCUCCGUAGAUCUGAUUCUCAAUCUCAAACUGAGACCAAACGGAUUUCAAGGAAAGCAACUCAAGGAUUCAACUUGAUUCCUUGUCAAGUGGUGGACUCUUCUCCUCAAUCGGAUAAGUCUCGUGAAGCAUCCGUUUGCUACACACUUCCCAUCACUGGCUCUCCCAAACUCUAUCUAACACAAAGAGUGGAUAAUUGUAGUGAUCUCAAUGACUUCGAGAUAUCUAAUCGAUACAACAUUGAUAAUACUGGACUUGUCUGUCAGUGGCCCUCUGAAGAAGUACUAGCCUACUUUUGCAAGUCUCAGCCAGAACGUUUCAGAGGUAAAAGAGUAAUUGAGCUUGGAUCAGGGUAUGGAUUAGCCGGUUUAGUUAUUGCAGCUGCAACCGAGGCAUCAGAAGUGGUAAUCUCCGAUGGAAACCCCCAAGUAGUCAAUUAUAUUAAACGUAACAUAGAAACCAACUCCAUGGCAUUUGGUGGCACAAGCGUAAAAGCCAUGGAGUUGCACUGGAAUCAGCAUCAACUUUCAGAGUUAACCAACACUUUCGACAUCAUAGUUGCAAGCGAUUGUACAUUUUUCAAGGAAUUUCAUAAGGACCUUGCGAGAACCAUCAAGAUGCUGCUUAAAGCCAAAAAAGCCUCCGAAGCAUUAUUUUUCAGUCCUAAGAGAGGUGACUCCUUGGAAAAGUUCAUGAAGGAGAUUAAGGACAUUGGUUUACACUACAUUUUAACUGAAAACUACGAUGCACAAGUUUGGAAGCGCCAUGAGACGCUUGUGAAAGGAGACGAAGCUUGGCCUAACUAUGACAAGAAUCAUUGCUACCCUUUACUUAUUCAAAUUACUAAUCAGAUUUAGUCAAGACUCUCAUAUUUGCGGCUAUGGAUGGGGAAUAAACGCAGAGGUACACCUAAUCUCUCAAGCUUUUUUUUUAACAUAUUGAGUUGUAUGGAUAUCAUAUCAAGUGGGUGGACUUGAAAGUUGAAACCUUUUGACUCUCUGCAAGAUGCUCCUAUCUUCCUUUAUUAGUAUAGAGAGGUCCACACCACACAUACACGAGUUAGGCAAAGCCGUUCAAUUAAAGAGAAGAUAUAGAACAAUAUUAAUAAGAAAAGCUUUAAAGAUUCUAGAUCAAGUGUACUGCCAUUGAUGAACUACAUCAAACUUUUCUUCAUUCUAAAUCCGGCUUUUUUAAUCUAACUUCUAGUAGUCUUUUCUUGUUUUCUUAGUGCUGAAAAUAAACUUUCUGUACUAUUAAGGGAAUUAAUAAUAACCGUUUGGGAAUGGUAGAGAUGAACCAAGGAAUCAUUUGAGAUGGAAUCAGCCAUCUUUUUAUCUAGAAGAAUCUUUGUUUUUG
Messenger RNA from Arabidopsis thaliana (thale cress), 1576 nucleotides. Its product is annotated as S-adenosyl-L-methionine-dependent methyltransferases superfamily protein. Bases 163 to 1077 code for a protein of 304 amino acids. Gene Ontology annotation, molecular function: calmodulin-lysine N-methyltransferase activity. The transcript is spliced from 7 exons. NCBI's taxonomy places the organism in Eukaryota, Viridiplantae, Streptophyta, Magnoliopsida, Brassicales, Brassicaceae. The record is from RefSeq and is marked reviewed. Gene Ontology annotation, cellular component: nucleus; cytoplasm.